AUGGCUGGACGCCUCAGUGUCUACAUGGCUGGACGCCUCAGUGUCUACAUGGCUGGACGCCUCAGUGAUGUACACGCCCGUGUCAAAGAGAUGAAUCCCAGGGCUUCCUUUGUCCCCUGCUCGGCUCAUUCUCUAAACCUGGUUGGUGCUUGUGCAGCUGAAUGUUGCCUAGACGCAGCAUCAUUUUUCGGAUUCGUCCAAGCAUUGUACAACUUCCUUUCAAGCUCCACACAUCGUUGGGGCUUGUUUGUAAAACGUAUCGGUGGCCCUACACCCAAAUCAUUGUCAGGAGCUAGAUGGUCUGCCCGACAUGAUGCAACAGUAGCAUUAAAAUCCAACUACAAAAAGAUUAUAUCAUUACUGCUUGACGUCUCUCGUGACCUGAAAGAAUCUCCCCGAACGCGUGAUGAGGAGUCAUCCUUGCACAACAAGAUGGAAAAGUUUGAAUUGUUGUGUGUGUUUGUGCUGUGUGUGUUUUGGGAACAAGUUCCGGCAUGCUUUUACACUGCCAACAAAACACUUCAGAAACCAUCACUCAGCCUGGGAGUCGUACACACGUUGUACGAUUCUCUAACUGCUUUCUUAACAGGACUUCGGGACGAUUUCGAGCGAAUCGAACAAUCAGCCUCACCUUUCGUCGAAGAGCCUUCCUACCAAUACAAACGCACUGCAAAACGCAAGCGCAAAGAUGUUGAAGCUGUUUUGUCGCACCGGGAGCAGCAUAGAAUAAACACCUUCCUUGUCAUCGUUGACUGCCUUUUGUCUGAACUUGAAAAGCGAGGAGACAUCUACAAGACUCUGGCUCAAGAUUUUGACAUUCUCUUUUAUCUUCACAAGAAGCCUGCCACAAGCAUUCGAGACACAGCAUCUCACAUUUAG
Molecule: messenger RNA, 879 nt
Organism: Aplysia californica (California sea hare)
Lineage: Eukaryota; Metazoa; Mollusca; Gastropoda; Aplysiida; Aplysiidae
Exons: 1
Coding region: 1-879 (292 amino acids)
Source: RefSeq, a predicted model, not a curated record